Molecule: messenger RNA, 1507 nt
Organism: Tuber melanosporum (Perigord truffle)
Lineage: Eukaryota; Fungi; Ascomycota; Pezizomycetes; Pezizales; Tuberaceae
Exons: 6
Coding region: 176-1432 (418 amino acids)
Molecular function (GO): O-methyltransferase activity
Source: RefSeq, a predicted model, not a curated record
UUUGCGGUAUAUUGAUAUUAGUAACCUGCGUAGACUUGGCCUGCCCCCCUCAUGCUGCGUAGCUAGCCCUGAACACCAUGUGUUUGCUUUCUCCCUUGGGGACCUAGGAGUGAUAGCGAUAUAAAUACGGUUUCAAUACCACUAAAUUUUCCUGGUACCGAUUACGACCUUAACAAUGGCAACAAGAACCGAAGACCUCACGGAACUCUCUAACAUCAUCUCCACAAGCAUAAAGAACUAUCUCUCCCACGUCCCCACUCCACCCACCCUCCGACCAGUACCUCCAAUUCCUGUGACCGACGAGGUGGCUGUUGAAGUAGCAGACGAACUCUUAGUGGCAUGUCGGAGGGUCAUUUCUCUGGUUGAGGGCCCCAUAAGGACCGCGCUCAUGAUGUCAAGUGGGUUUCAAGACUCUAUUGCCAUGAAACUGGCGUACGACAUGAAGCUGGCGCAGAACGUGCCACCCGAUGGAUCGCCUAUCGCUCUGGCGGAGUUGGCUUCAAAGACGGGGGUGCCUGAGGAGACUAUUGUGAGAGUGAUGCGGCAAUUGACGUCGAAGAAUGUGUUUGUCGAGACGGCGCCGGGGUAUAUUGCGCACACUGGUGGCUCUGCGGCCAUCGGGCUUCCCGGGGUUGGCUCCAUGGUUGCGCAUCUCGUCGACGAAGGACUCACCUCGGCGCCUCACGUCUCCGACAUUCUGCGUGAAAACGAAUUCGUGGUUCCCGAAGAUAGUAGGAAAUCCGCUUUCAGUCGGGCCUUCAAUACGAACAAGAGCUACUUCGAAUACAUCUGCACCGACAACAAACCUCUGGGCACACGUUUCGGCCAAGCUAUGAAAGCCAUGAACGUUGUUGAUGGCCUACCCAACCUCGUGGCGCUCUACGAACCCCUCCAGUCCGCCCCCAAAGGCACAAUAUUAGUAGACAUCGGCGGUGGCCUCGGACACGCCGCUAUCGCCGCAGCACAGAAAUUUCCAAACUUGAAAUGCAUUGUGCAGGAUAUAGGAAUGGUGGUCAGUGAAGGGCGCGAUGAACUUCCCGAGGAGCUUAAAGACCGUGUGGAGUUUCAUGAAAAUGAUUUCUUCGAGGGGCAGCCGAUUGGUGGGCCUGGGGUUUAUUACUAUCUCAAGUAUAUCUUGCAUGAUCAUCCUGACCCUGCUAGUAAAAAGAUCCUGUCGCACAUUGUGAGGGCUAUGGACUCCAGCUCUAGACUCCUCAUCGAUGAGCAUAUCGUGGAGGAGCGUAUGGGUCCUGAUAGUCACAAGUUGAUUCCAUUUUUGGACUUUCAUAUGCUUCUUUUGUUUAAUAGUAAGGAGAGGACUGAAGCUCAAUGGGCGGCGUUGCUAAAGGGCGUGGAUGAAAGAUUGGUUGUGGAGAGAGUGUGGAGGGCCAAGGGGACGGGCAACGGGAUUAUUGAGGUUAGAUUGGCUUGAUGGGGCCCAUUGGGCGGUGUUAUGAUAGUAAGACCGUGGAUAUAUGGAACGAAGAGUGGAAUGGGUUUAUUGUCA